GUUGACUGCUGACCGCCCUGCCAACAGCCAUGGACACCCCGGGCUAUCCCUCACCAGCACCCGCCACCCUGGAGCCUGGCAACACCUCUACUUCUUCAGCUUGGCCUCCUGCUGCCACCCCCGGAAAUGCAUCAGCAGUGGGCUCGAGCCUGGCGGGGCUGGCGGUCAGCGGCGUUCUCAUCCCCCUGGUGUACUUGGUGGUGUGCGUGGUGGGCCUGCUGGGCAACUCCCUGGUCAUCUACGUGGGCCUGCGGUACACAGCCAGCCCCUCGGUUACCAACGUCUAUAUCCUCAACUUGGCCUUGGCUGAUGAGCUCUUCAUGCUGGGACUGCCCUUCCUGGCCGCCCAGAACGCCCUGUCCUACUGGCCCUUUGGCUCCCUCAUGUGCCGCCUGGUCAUGGCGGUGGAUGGCAUCAACCAGUUCACCAGCAUCUUCUGCCUCACGGUCAUGAGUGUUGACCGCUACCUGGCCGUGGUGCACCCCACGCGCUCUGCCCGCUGGCGCACGGCGCCCGUGGCCCGCGCUGUGAGCGCGGCAGUGUGGGUGGCCUCUGCCGUGGUGGUGCUACCCGUGGUGGUCUUCUCAGGCGUGCCCCGAGGCAUGAGCACCUGCCAUAUGCAAUGGCCCGAGCCGGUGGCCGUCUGGCGAGCUGGUUUCAUCAUCUACACUGCGGCUCUGGGCUUCUUUGGGCCGCUGCUGGUCAUCUGUCUGUGCUACCUGCUCAUCGUGGUCAAGGUGCGCUCGGCGGGGCGGCGGGUGCGUGCGCCCACGUGCCAGCAGGCGCAGGUGGCCUCGUGCCCGCGACGGCGGAGCUCUGAGCGCAGGGUCACACGCAUGGUGGUGGCUGUGGUGGCGCUCUUCGUCCUAUGCUGGAUGCCCUUCUAUGUACUCAACAUCGUCAACGAGCUGUGCCCGCUGCCCGAGGAGCCGGCCUUCUUUGGCCUCUACUUCCUGGUGGUGGCGCUACCUUAUGCUAACAGCUGUGCCAACCCCAUCCUUUAUGGUUUCCUCUCCUACCGCUUCAAGCAGGGCUUCCGCAGGGUCCUGCUGCGCCCUUCCCGGCGCGUGCGCAGCCAGGAGCCCGCAGUGGGACCUCCCGAGAAGACGGAGGAGGAGGAGGACUACGAGGAGGAAGAGGAUGGGGCGGCGGUGAAGAGGAAGGAGGUGAACGGCCGGCUCAGCCAGGUCACACAGCCUGCCACCAGCGGGCAGGGGCGACCGCACAGCGCCGGGACCAGCAAAGAGCAGAAGUUCCUCCCACAAGAGCCCCCAGCCGGGGAGAAGUCCAGCCCGCGGCACAGCAGCUAUCUGUAGGCAUCCCAGGACGGGUGCAGGGUGACGGGAGGGAGGCACUGAGGAUGGGGUUUCCCCGGGUGGCCCACAGUGGGAUAUUUGGAGGUCCUGUUGUUGCCAGGAUUUGCUGUGUGACCUCCAGGCCUCACUUGACCUCUCUGGGCCCCUCUUCCUCCUCUGUGACUCAGGGACGGGGGUCAUCAGCUUCAAUGGGCAUCACUGCGAGGCUGGCCUCUUGAGGUGUGUGUGGAGUAGGGGGAUCCUGGAUAAGGGGCUGGGGCCAGAGUGGCCUUGUCCUUGGAUGUGGAGUGCCUAUAAGGAGCAGCCUGCAUGUUGGCUCUCAGAGGGAUAGCAGGAGACAGGAAGAAGCCAGGCGCUGGACUGGAGCUCCUAACAGCAGGACGUUGACUGUGGCGGGGAAGAAGGCCGCUGGCCAGAGCCCAGCUUGCCCUGCCCUGCUGGCUUGCAGGGGAGCAUUAGCCAGCUGUGCCUCUCCACGGGCCCCAGGUUACACUGCCUCAGCCCAGUGUUGGCAGCAGGUGCUUUGGCUCCAGCCGCUC
Messenger RNA from Ochotona princeps (American pika), 1855 nucleotides. It is a transcript of the gene SSTR3, whose product is annotated as somatostatin receptor 3. Gene Ontology annotation, biological process: neuropeptide signaling pathway. The coding region runs from base 30 to 1316 and encodes 428 amino acids. The record is from RefSeq and is a predicted model, not a curated record. Gene Ontology annotation, cellular component: neuron projection; membrane. Gene Ontology annotation, molecular function: somatostatin receptor activity; neuropeptide binding. NCBI's taxonomy places the organism in Eukaryota, Metazoa, Chordata, Mammalia, Lagomorpha, Ochotonidae. The transcript has a single exon.